CCCGCCCCGGCUGCUGGAUCAGUUCCUCCCUCUCCUGCAGCCAGAUUUACCAGCCUGGAUGCCGGAUCACCGCAGAUAUUCUACCGCAACAGGUAAAUCACCAGGAACCAGGAGAGGAUAACAUGUAGCUCACACUGGACACUAUCGCUGUUGACCUUGCUUUCCCCUCACCUUUUCUGGGAAGAUGUCUGAGAGCUAGCCAGCUGAGAAGAGGACUCACCUCUCUGCCUGCGCUCUCCACCUGCAGCCAUGGAUGGCGGAGCCAGUGUGUGGGCCAUUACUCCCGAGGAGAGGGGGAAACAUGACAAACAGUUUGACUCCCUCGCCCCGGUCCUUGGCUAUGUCUCAGGAGAACAAGCUAGGAAAUUCUUCCUCCAGUCUGGCCUGCCUGCUCCUGUCCUGGCUGAAAUCUGGAACCUAGCCGACAUGGAGAGCGAUGGGAAGAUGGACAGACAGGAGUUCUCCAUCGCUAUGAAGCUGAUCAAACUCAAACUCCAGGGGCGAAACUUACCAUCUGUCCUGCCGAUCACAAUGAAGCAAACGCCCGUCUGCAAUGCUGCUCCAACUAUCCGCUCAUCAGCAGGUUUUGGAAUGGGUUCUAUGCCAAACCUGUCAAUUGGUCUGUCCUCCAUGUCAGCCAUGCCCCGCCUAACACCCAUCCCGGCUAACCCCUCCAUGCCCUCCCUGCUGCCAACGCCAAUGACUCUGCCCCUCAUCAACUGCCUAGGGAACUGUGGACUCCCCAACGGCAAUAUCAACCUCCUCAGCCCACCGCUAGUUCCCAACAAUGCAGCGCUCCCUCUCUCUGGCUUCUCCUCUCCCAUGGCGUUCUCUCCAUCCACUGGCAUGUCAAAGGCCAACUCUCUUCUUGAUCUCGGAUCCAGCAGUUCAAAUUCUUCCUCCACCACUUCGUUGGCCAGCAACUCUCCGAAGACGGGUGCAAGUGACUGGGGCGUUCCGCAGGGCGCGAGACUCAAGUACCGCCAGCAGUUCAACACGCUGGACAAGCUCAUGAGUGGAUACUUAUCUGGCCCUCAGGUUAGAAACGCGCUGAUUGCAUCCAACCUCACCCAGACUCAACUCGCCACCAUCUGGACUUUGGCAGAUGUGGAUAAAGACGGACAGCUCCAAGCUGAUGAGUUCAUUCUGGCCAUGCACCUGGUGGAAAUGGCUAAAACUGGCCGACCUUUACCCCUCACCCUGCCUCAAGACUUGGUACCUCCCUCUGUCAGAGGAGGAUUCCAGCCCAUUGAGCUUGUUAAUGGAACAGGGCCUCACAUAACUCCCUGUUUAAUCGACACGCUGGAGAUACUACCUUCACAAAAGAACAUAAACAAUGUGUCCUACGAGGACAGGCUGAAGGAGAACUUUGCAAGAGGCAGCGCCGAGCUGGAGAAACGUCGCCUGGCUCUGGAAGAGGAGCAGAGGAAGGAGCGAGAGAGGAGGGAUAGGGAGGAGAGGGAGGCGUAUGAGAGGAGGGAGAGGGAGGCGAGGGAGCAGGAGAACCGCAGGAGGCUGGAGGAGGAGAGGCGGAGAGAGAUGGAGAGGCAGAGGGAGGAGGAGAGGCUGAGAGAGCUGGAGAGGAUGGAGGCGGCAAAGCAGGAGAUGGAGCGCCAAUGCAGGGAGGAGUGGGAGCGUGGGAAGAGAGAGGAACUGGGCAUGAGGAAAGAGGGAGAGCAGGAAGAGAUCUCCAGACUGAGGGCCAAAAAGAAGGGUCUGGAGUUGGAGCUGGAGGCUGUGGGCAACAAGCACAAGCAGAUCUCAGACUGUCUCCGUGACGCCAAGAGCAAGAGGCGGAUCCUGAAGGCAGAGGUGGACCUCGUCAAUCAGAAGAGAGACGCACGCAUCAUAGAGAUCAACACGCUGCAGCUUCAGUUCGAGGACUGGCAGAAGAAGCUCUCCAUCCUGAUCCCAGAACAGCAGAGGCUGACAGAGAAGCUGCGGAGCCUCAACCUCAACAAAAUCUCCUCCGUGACUCUGACCUCUGUGAGCGGGAGUGUGAACGAGAAAGGAGUGAAAUGCCGCAGGCUGAAGGACCAGCUUGACACUCUGGAGAGGGAGACAACCGACAAACUGGCCGAGAUGGAGCAGUACAACAAGGAGCUUAAGCUGGGGGAUAUGGAUGACUGUGUCCUGCGAGGCCUUCUGUCUCUGCUGGCCUGCCUCAGCCAGCUCUUCCUUCUCAUCAAGGAGCUGAGGGAGAAGCAGGUGAGGCAGCAGGCUGUCCUCGACGACCUGCACAGAGUCAAAGAGGAGAAAGUGAGGGAGCUUCAGAGGCGCAAGGAGGAGGAGAUGGAGAGGAAGAGGAGGGAGGAAGAAGAGGCAGCCAGAAAAGCAAAGCUAGAUCAAGAGAGAAGAGAGCAGGAGCAGAUCAAGAAGGAGGAAGAGGAGGCGCGUCAAAGGAGGCUCCUGGAGGAGCAGAGGGCCCGGCAGAGGGAGGAGGAGGAGAGGGAGGCACAAGCUCGCCUCAGAGCAGCUCAGGAGAAAGCUCAGGAAGAGGAGAGAAGAAGGAGAGAAGAGGAGGAAAAGAAGAAGAGGGAGCAGGAGGAGGAGGAAAAUAAGAAGAGGGAGCAGGAGGAGGCGGAAAGGAAGAAGAGGGAGCAGGAGGAGGCGGAAAGGAAGAAGAGGGAGCAGGUGGAGGCAGAAAGGAAGAAGAGGGAGCAGGUGGAGGCGGAAAGGAAACGGCAAGAGGAGGAGAAGGAGAGGAUAAGGAGGAAAGAGGAGCAGGAAAGAGGAGAACAGCAGCCGGUGUUGGUGGCUCAGCCAUCCUCAAAGCUGACCCCGUAUAGAGCUCUGUACUCGUUUGUGGCCCGAAACGCAGAUGAGCUGAGUAUAGAUGCAGACGGCACUAUAGAGGUGGAUGAGCAGACUGUCGGUGAGCCUGGCUGGUUGUGUGGGAGAUUCAAUGGAAAAAGGGGCUGGUUUCCCCAGAGUUACGCAGAGAAGUGCCACACUCCCUCUACCUCCACCACGGAGACUCCAGCUUCUUUACCUGGAAAAAUGUCGUGUCCACCGCCAAUACCACAUAACACAGGAGAUCUAGAUGGGAAGGUAGCGGGUGACAGCACUGUUUCUGCCCAAGCAGACACUUCACAGUCCUUCUUCCCUCUGUUGGCUCGAGCUGUUUCCUCCUGGUCCGCCACAUCGGAAACUCACCUCAACCUCUCCUCCGGGGCGGGUGACGUCAUAACCCCAAUGCUGAGCUUCUCCCAGGGUGACAUCAUCAGCGUGCAGCAGCAGAGGGAAGACUGGUGGUUGGGGCAGCUCAAUGGGACACAGGGAUGGUUCCCCAAGUGCUAUGUCACUUUGGAGAUGGGUGGCAAUACAGAUGUGGAUCCAUUUGACACAUGUGAUUCUGUUCAACUAGAGGAGUUUGUGGCCUUGUACACGUAUGAGAGCCCAGAGGCUGGGGACCUGACGUUUGUUGAGGGAGAUGUUGUCAUGGUGACAGAGAGAGAGGGAGAGUGGUGGCGUGGAUGCAUCGGGGAUCAUACGGGAGUGUUUCCAUCCAACUAUGUCCGACCUGUAGAACCAGAGGGAACAAAAGCUGGAGCUUCGAUCAAAAAGCCUGCUGUAUCUGUUUGGCCAACAGAGAUCGCCCAGGCAGUCUCCACCACUGUCGCCCCAACAACGCAUCAGCUGCGUCUGUCUCCAGGGCAGCUGAUCGUGGUGCUGGCCAAGAACUCCACUGGCUGGUGGCUCGGGGAACUGCAGGCUCGAGGGAAGAAACGGCAGAGAGGCUGGUUCCAUUCCUCUCACGUCAAGCUCCUCGGGCCCUCCAGCAGCAAGUCCUCUCCCUCCCCUCUGCCAGUGUGCCAAGUUAUUGCAAUGUACGACUACACUGCUGCCAAUCAGGAUGAGCUGAGCUUCUCCAAGGGUCAGCUGAUCAGCGUCCUGGACAAGACCAACCCUGACUGGUGGAAAGGAGACGUCAAUGGGGUCACAGGCCUGCUGCCCACCAAUUAUGUCCAGAUGACAACAGAAUCAGACCCCAGCCAGCAAUGUACAGUAGAUCCCCCAUCCAUGUCAGAGCAUGGAGAGACUGACGGGUGUGCUGACCUGAUGUCGUUGGACACCAUGACCCCUCAGGAGAGGAAGAGGCAGGGUUACAUCCAUGAGCUCAUCCAGACUGAGGAGACCUACGUGGAAGACCUGGAGCUGGUUCUUGAAGUCUUCUACAAACCCAUGUCUGAGUCAGGCCGACUAACUGAAGCUGAGAUGGGAAUAAUCUUUGUUAACUGGAAGGAGCUCAUUAUGUCUAACACCAAGCUACUCAAGGUGCUGCGUGUCCGUAAAAAGAUGGAAGGAGACAACAUGCCGGUCCAGCUGAUCGGGGACCUGUUGGCCUCGGAGCUCGCACACAUGCAGGCCUACAUCAGCUUCUGCUCCUGCCAGCUCAACGCAGCCGCCCUGCUGCAGAGCAAAACCCAAGACCAGCAGGACUUUAAAGACUUCCUCAAGAAGAUAGCCACUAACUACCGCUGCAAAGGAAUGCCACUGUCCAGCUUCCUCCUCAAGCCCAUGCAGAGGAUCACACGCUACCCCCUGCUCAUAAAGAACAUCUUGGAGCACACCCCUGAUAAUCAUGCGGACCGCGGCCCUCUGAGAGAAGCUCUGGAGGGGGCGGAGGAGCUGUGCUCUCAGGUCAACGAGGGGGUGCGGGAGAAGGAGAACUCUGACAGGUUGGAGUGGAUUCAGAGCCACGUGCAGAGUGAGGGGACUAUAGAGCACUUGGUCUUCAACUCGCUGACGAACUGCCUCGGGCCUCGCAAGCUGCUGCACAGUGGCCGACUUUACAAAACUAAAAGCAGCAGGGAGUUGUGGGCUUUCCUCUUCAAUGAUUUCUUCCUCCUCACACAUAGCGCCAAACCCUUCUCUUCCUCAGGACCAGACAGGCUAUUCAGUCUCAAGACCAACAUACAGCUGAAGAUGUACAAAACACCUCUGUUUCUAAAUGAGGUUUUGGUGAAAAUGCCAGCGGACCCCUCGAGCGAUGAGCCACUCUUCCACGUCUCACACAUCGAUCGUGUCUAUACGCUCAAAACUGAGACCCUGAACGAGAGAACAACGUGGGUCCAGAAAAUCAAAGCAGCUUCUGAACAUUUCAUAGAGACGGAGAAGAAGAAGAGAGAGAAAGCUUACCAAGCUCGUUCCCUGAAAAGCAGCGGUAUCGGCCGCCUGCUGGUAACUGUCGCUGAAGCCCAGGAGCUCAAAGCCUGUAAACCCAAUGGUAAGAGCAACCCGUACUGUGAGCUGACGAUGGGGGCUCAGUGCUACACCUCCCGGCCCGCCAGCGACACCCUGAACCCAAAGUGGAACUUCAACUGCCAGUUCUUCAUCAAAGACCUCUACCAGGACAUCCUGUGUAUCACCGUGUUCGAGAAGGACCAGUUCUCACCUGAUGAUUUCCUUGGUCGUACUGAGGUUCCCGUGGCGACUAUAAAGAAAGAGAUGGAGAGCAAAGGUGCCGCAAACCGACGCCUUCUACUGCAUGAAGUCCCAACUGGAGAAGUCUGGGUCAAACUGGACCUGCAGCUUUACGAACCGACCAAAUGAGGACAAAACACACACACUGCAGCCACUCACUUUAAAAAGUGCCUAUUUGUAGCAGCACCAGGGUUGCCUUGAAAAACUCUUGAUUUUACGUCACUGCCACGGUGGUGCCACCCACACCCUUUAUCUGAAAGGGAAGUAGACCUGGCCAGAUAUGGAAAAUUACAAACUAAUAACGGGGUAAUGUAUUUUGGAUAAACUGUUUAGGUAACCAGCAAACCAGCUUGUGAAUGUAAUUGGCCACAGUUAAAUUUGCUAAAUGGUUUUAUAACACAUUAAUAAUAAAUAUGUAAAUGUUGCACACUACUGUACAAUGUCUGUAAUGUAAAAAGUUGAUCCUAAGCAUGCCAUUUGAUCCUGAAAAUGGCAUUAUUAAAAUGUACAGACGCCA
Messenger RNA from Gymnodraco acuticeps, 5944 nucleotides. RefSeq names its product intersectin-2-like. Gene Ontology annotation, biological process: positive regulation of Rho protein signal transduction; intracellular signal transduction. Lineage: Eukaryota; Metazoa; Chordata; Actinopteri; Perciformes; Bathydraconidae. Gene Ontology annotation, molecular function: protein binding; guanyl-nucleotide exchange factor activity; calcium ion binding. The transcript has 40 exons. The record is from RefSeq and is a predicted model, not a curated record. Bases 250 to 5556 code for a protein of 1768 amino acids.